Molecule: messenger RNA, 9324 nt
Organism: Hypanus sabinus (Atlantic stingray)
Lineage: Eukaryota; Metazoa; Chordata; Chondrichthyes; Myliobatiformes; Dasyatidae
Exons: 28
Coding region: 2561-9319 (2252 amino acids)
Biological process (GO): positive regulation of DNA-templated transcription; cell fate specification; regulation of transcription by RNA polymerase II
Cellular component (GO): nucleus
Molecular function (GO): protein dimerization activity; DNA-binding transcription factor activity, RNA polymerase II-specific; RNA polymerase II cis-regulatory region sequence-specific DNA binding
Source: RefSeq, a predicted model, not a curated record
UUUCUUUUAUUCAAAACUGAAUCCACCUUUGUGGCAAUUCAUCUCUUCCCACAAAGGCACUAUCUACAAAUAUAUUCUAAAACACUUUAGCCAGCGUACAGAGAAUUUAAAGUAAUUUAGUACAUUAAAAGUAAACAUAUUGAUAUGUAUUUUGUAUUGCUUUUUCAAUCUUUCUGUUGCUGGCUUUGCUCACUACCGUUUGGAUGUCAAAUUCUUGAAUGCUUGGACAAAGUGACAAUUUUUAUUCAGCUCCUUUUACUGAGUUGGAUUCUUUAAAAAAAGAUGCUAUGUUGAGUUUCCACUUAUUCACUUCGAAUUUAUAGUGUUAAAUAGGUAAAAUAUGUAAAGGGGGAGAUUUAAUGAGAGUACUGGCACAGAGUUUGAGGCUUGCCACCACUACGGUAUUAAUAUUGUAUAAUUUGUUGAUUUACAAAGCACAGAAACUCAUUUUAAAAAUUUGUAAUUUGCUGCAUCCUGAACGGUGUUGGAUCAUGACAAUAUUGCAUCUAUAUUUUCAGAUGUAUUUGAGCUGUUAAAGGACAUUGAUCUUUGUUGAAUUUGUUUCUGUAUUACAUGAGUAUUCCAGAAUUUUAACAAAUGCUUGUUUCAUUCUGCAAUUCCAUCUGAGCAAAAUUGCUUAAUUGCCAAAGUGACAAAAUUUUUUUACUUUUUUCCAAGGCAUAGGAUUUUAAUCAAUGAUGGCACCAUGGGAAAUUGUGUAAUCUUAACAGAUUACAACAGUAGAAUACAGAUGUUGCACAAUUGAAAAGUUUCAAACAAAAUUGAAAAUCUCAACUACUGGAGACAAUUGACAGGUUAAAAAGGGGUAAUGGAAAGAGAAUGGGGUUAUGUUCCAAAUCAAUGAUACUUUAUUAGUUUUAUAAAGUAUAAUUGCCUCUUGUAACCCUUUUCUGAGACAAAAUGGAAUGCCAUCAGAAGUGAUGCAAGUCUAUUUUUUGAAUAUCCUCUACACUUUUUAAAAUUUUAAGUGAAGCAUAAACUGGUUUAGACAGUAAAUUACACACAUUUUCACCUUUUGGAAAAGUUAAACCUUUUCAAAAUUGCUUUGUUGUUCGCAGUACGCCUCUGAACCAAGUGCGAUAGCAAUUAUAUGAAAACUACAAAAGGCUCAGAGAUAAUGUAUCCUUACUCUAUUGCUAUUCUAGUGCUGCAGCCAAGGGGUAUGGAACUGAACUGACAGACGGUAAAAUGGGAGGGUGGGGGUUGAGUAUGGGCCAUCAUCUCGGUGCGAAAGAGAAGUGUUUGCUGGCAGCCUUUGUUGCGUGGAUAUCCUUUGUUGGAUAGAAUUUGGCUAUACUUCCAUUCGGGUGAACAGGUCGGCGGUUCGGGAGAGAUCAGACGUUAGACAUGCGACUGCAUGUUGACUAUUCCUUGCGGGAAACUCGUUGUCUAAGGAACGGUUGUUGGUUGCAGCCCGGAGCAAUGCCUGUCCGGCCAGCUCUAGGAAUGGCGUGGGUCGAACGAGCGGGAGGUCGGUGCCAACUCAGCCAGACAGAACACCGAUGCCACCAUUUGCUACCACGUGGUCCGUGGGGUGGGGGUGGGGAGUCACGUGGUGUGGACGGGCGGUGCGUGUGUUAUUUAGAGGCCUGGCAGCGGGCUCCAGCACCUCGACAGCCAGAGAACGGACACCUGCGGCUGCCCCCAGGGGGUGGGUAAGCAGACAGCCAGCGCGCCCGCUAAAGGCUGCGACUAGACCGAGGUAAUGAAUCGACUGGCGUGUGCGGCGGUGAGAAAAAGUAAUGGUGGGAUUGGGAUGGAGAUGGGGGAGGGCGCGGGAGUAACCACUACUACCAACACCAACCCGCUAGCGGAGAAAACCAGGCGGGCAGGCUGCCACUCGAGGCCGAGGCGCCUUUUGUUCGGUUAUGCAUGGGGGCUGGCGUGGGCCUCGGCUGCGCACUCCCUCCCACCCACGGGCUGCCCAAACACUUGAGAGAGAGGAACAGGCGAGAUGAGCGGUGAGGGGCGCGGGACCUCUGACAACCACGGCUGCGUUUGGCUUGACCGGACCCGGGCCAGCCUGGUUCGUCCGGCGGGGAGAACAGGGCCCCAGCCCGGCCGCCUCCCACAAUGGAGAGCAAUCACAUGUCCGGCUGCGCCCAUUGUCUGCGAACCUUGAACGAUCUGCCCUGACAGCCGUUCCUAAACGCAUCCCGACUCCCUUCUCUCUUUAUCAGGCAAGCACCACAAAUAAAAUCCCGCUGCAGAAUCGGUCCAUGUGAAGUUGGCCGCCGCGAAAACAGCGCGUUAAAUCCCCCAUUUAUUCCUCCGCCGCUUUAUUAAUAUAAAUGGGAGUUGUUGCUGCUUCCCUUCCAGGAUGUCCUUGCCGAGCCGAGUGUGGAGAGGACGCCUGAGCCUCGGUGAUGGCUGACGGCAGCCAGGAGCUGCCGGGCUUCUCUCGCCCUCCUUUCUGCUCCAUGGCCGUGCAUUGAUUGAGGCGUCGCUGCGAACUGCAGGCUACUCAACGGAUUGCAAGCGCAGACCUCUGUAGUUUAAUAACACGCGCGCACACACUCACACUCAUACACACAUCGCCAUGGACGGAACAGAAACUGAUGCCAUCGCUCCCCAUCAUCUUCAGCUUGAAGACAGUGACGUGAUGAAGUCUCCACCAUCCUGCCUCAAGUCUGGCAACGUCAAGGUCUAUCUCAAAAAGUGGAGCAUCUGGGAUAAAUUUUACAACUUGGGGACCGAGAUGAGAAUGUCCAAAAGGGGCAGGUUUAUGUUUCCAUACUGUGAAUAUUCUAUCUCUGGGCUGGAUCCUGAGAAAAACUACAUCAUGGCAAUGGACAUCUCUCCAGUGGACAACUAUCGCUAUAGGUACAAUGGAUGCAAAUGGCAGAUAAAUGGGAAAGCAACACCACAUGUGAUGGGGAGGCUUUAUUUCCAUCCAAAUGGCAGUGUUUCUGGAAAAGAGUGGAUGGUAAGGCCAUUGUCUUUUGCCAAACUCAGAUUAACCAAUUGCCCUACUGCAGCUGAAGGCAGUGCAAUCCUUCAUUCAAUGCAUCGAUAUAUCCCCCAAUUACACAUUAUUGUGGCUGAUGGAAUCAUUGAGAAGCUGAACCUGAACGAUCCUCGUGUCUACACAUUUGUCUUUCAACAAACUGAGUUUUUUGCUGUGACUAAGUAUGAGAAUAAGUUUAUCAGGCAGCUAAAACACUUCUAUAAUCCUUAUGGCACUGCAUUUCGUGAUAUGAAGAUCUCCAAACAGGAUGUUGCAAAUAGCCGAAGACCUCGGAGGCGAUGUGAAAAGAAGCCCUUCUUUGAUGUAGUUGAAAUACAUGGCACCACAAAUGAUCAAGAGUCGGAGCAGAAACUGAAGGCAAUUAUUCCCUUAAAGGAUGGAGCAGGAAAAAUCCAGGAAUCUACAAAUAAUGAAGAACCUUUGAAACAAAUGAGAACAAUUAUGCAUGCAGAAAGUGACUUGCAAAUAAAACAGUUGUUUAGUUUUGAAGAUCUUCAGGACCAGACUGGAGAAAUUGAAAAGCUUGAAGAGAAACUACGGGAAGAGCUGAGAUGGAAUGGAUCGCAUGAAAUACUGCAUCCAGUGCUACAGCGAUGUGUAAAGCUAAGUGGCCUUCACUCCACCGAAUGGUUAAACUUGAAACAUUUGGGACCAGCUUUGAUCCAUGAGCAUUCUGUUCCCAGCUGUGAGCAGAAUGUUGAAUCGAGUUAUUUUAUUACUGGAUCUGAGACACAUACAAUUCGAGAAACCGGGAUUCCCUUUAUUUCCCGGACAGGAAAAACAAAUGACCUCACCAAGAUUAAAGGCUGGAAGAACAAGUUUAAUCUGCAACCUGGGUCACCUGAUGACAAACCAAAUCCAUUAACUACAAGUGCCACCACUACAGUUCUUAAAAAUAGAUCAGCAUUUGUUAGUGAUCUGCUGGAUGAAUAUUUGGAGAAGGAAGGGAAGAUUAUCGAGCAGCAAUCUCUACUGUACGACUAUGAUAUGCCUGAAAUUGGUUGUGGUACUCCUAACCUGUUCGAUUCACCAUGCAAUAUUCAACAAAACUCUAGCAUCAGUUCACCUGACUUUGUUGUGCCCCCAAAAAUUAAAUCUUCACCAUUGGAUAUGUCACCUGUCUUAGAGAAACACUUCAGCGUUACUAACAAAGGGAUAUUUAUCAGAGAUAUUCAAAGCAACAGCAUGAAUAGGAAGGCAAGGAGGAGAAGGCAGAACAGCAAUUCAGCAACUAAAAGGUCGAAAAUAUCCACUAAAUAUAAGAAAGCUUCGCGAUUAUCGAAUAAGAGUAGCCAGUCUGGAUUUCAUGCUACAUCCCAACAAAAGAAAAAGUUGAAAACAAGUUCUACGAAUCUUAAAGUUGUGCGUGUGGCAUCAGGUUCCAAAGGUGGAAAGAAAUCUGGUGGUUCAGGAAGUCAAAAUAAAGCAGUGUACAUUUCAGAUUAUAAAAAUGGUGAAGAGCUAGAAGAAAGAUGUAAGCAGCUACCAGCGACAACAAACAGAUCAUCAGACUCUAAAACCAUUGAAAUAAUAUCCUACUGUUCAUGGAAUGAGAGUCGUGUUAAGAUUAUUAAGCUGAUUGCAGAGUGUGCUAUGGCUAAUAGACUUCCCUGUACACAGCGGCUAGACAAGUAUGAAAUCCAUUUGGAGAAAAGAGAAGGCACUUCGCUGUUCUCCCCUAAAAAGUGUGUUGAUUUAAGAGCAACCAUCCAGAAUUUCUCUGACUCUGAGGGCGUCUUUGACAAGCCAAUGAUGCAAACCAUGGUGAUCGAAGCCGUGGUUGGCAACUCUGCUUUUAAAGCAAAACUGAGUCAUUUAAUAUCCAAGGCUUCCAAGGGUGGUUCCGACCCACCACCUGUCAAACAGAUUAGUUCCCCAGUCCAUGUUGUAAUGGAUUUAGAAAAGAUUGUAUCGUCACCUGAAAAGCCCCAGAGUGGCACUACUACCGAUAGACUGACUCCAGAAGAUCCAGCUCAGUCUCCUCCCAUGUUGAUUGCCCAGCAAAGGGAACAAGAUGUCUUUAUGUCAACCACUGACACUACAGUGAAAAGUGUUACAGAUGCCCCCUCUUCCAUUAAAUCUGCUGUCACUACAUUCCAGAAGAUAGGGGCUUUGAGUACAUUGGUGACCAGUACAACUCCAGCACCUACUUCAAGCUGCUUUGUGAAUCCCAUUGCAUCACAGAAAAAAACUGAAACCUCUUCUGCUCCAACUCGUUACCUGUUGUGUAAGACAAAAUAUUCUGGAUUGCCUUUAGGACCAACUGACUCUCUUGAUCAAGAUGGCCGACGGUACUGUGUCACCGUCCCAAGCACUUUGAAGAUACCGCCAGGAGACAGUCUAAUACUUCAUCCUGUUAAGUCUUUGGAUGGACGACAAUUAUACAAACACUCCAGUGGAAAAGUUUUCCAACUAGUUUACAGAAAGACUGCAGGACAAAUCCCAGUAAAAAAGUUUGACAGCCCUCAGUCACCUGUUUUAGAAACACCACCUGCUGCUACUUUGGAAAGUGAUGGUAUCACUUCUCAUUGCACAACGGCUGCUACAAGUUCAGAAUCAGAUGCCAAACAUCGACCGUCAGACAGGACAGGUUUUUGCACCUCUGCAUCUCUUCAUGAUGCUGUUGCCUGUGAUCCAAUAACACCAUCAGUUCAGAGCAGUUCGACAACUUGGAAAUUGGUGGAUGAAGUUUCACCACCCCAUUCGAGGCAUUUCUUCCCAGAAACCACCCCAACAGAGGUCAGACAGCUCAACAGGCCCUAUGCUAUCAUUCCUUCAGCUGAUUGCCAAUCCAAACCAAAUACUGAUGAAUUAAGCAAUGACGUACUUGACCUAAAAACAGAAAUGGGUCCAGUGAAAUCUCCCGAGCCUGAAGAAUACAAUGACAUUACUGGUAAUGUCAGGGCCUUUCCUAUGAAAGGUAGAGGCUUUGCUGUCACUGAAGCUUAUGAAACUCAAUGGGUGCCAGCAAACAGAUUUGAAGAGUAUCACAAAAGGACUGAUCUCACACAGUUUGAUAUACACAACCCUAGAGAAACAUUUGUUAAGGUGGAGAGGGAAGUAUCGGAAAUCAAUACCUGUGAACUGGUUGAUCCUGAUAGUUCUGAAAUAUGCACUAUGAAAGUAAAGGAGGAACCUUUGAAUAAUGAAGAAGAUGAUAGUUUUACUACAUUAAGAGAUGAUGCAUUUAGAAGCUCCAAGUUGUGGAACCAGUCAUUCAAUUUGAACACAGAAGCUGUGACUGAAGCAGAAUUAGGUGUACAGACUCAUUCAAAUACUAGAGGUCGAAUUGGAUUUGGAAACUCAUUAACUGACCAUAUGCCUGAUGUGCCUCACAGGGGAUUUUUCCAGAGUUCACAAUCAAUCACCCACUCCACUAGAAGAAAGGCAUUUCAGCCCACAGAGUUGUGUGAAGCUCGAAAGAAGGCAAUAUUGCAUAACUUGAGAGAACGCGAGUCCCGUAAGAUGAUGGAAAAUCGCUUUAAAAUACUGAAGAACAACCUUUUUGAUGACAGACAAAUGGCUUCAAAGGGUGUUAUCCUUGAUGAGGCCAUUGAUGUAAUCACUAACUUGGAUAAACAGUUUAAAAAUCUUACAAUGGAGAAGGAACUCCUUCUGGGGAAACAAAAAAUUCUGUUAGAGAAGCUUUCUCUCUUAUCUGAAAUGGAACCAACUAUAACACAAGGCGGCGUUGAAGCUGGUGAAAUAAUUGAAUCUGGAGAUACUUUGAAUUUCUCAAGGGAGAGAGACCCUUCUCAGAAUUCCUUUGGAAUGAAAUGGUAUUCAGAACGUAGUCCUUUGGAAGGCAUGCCUGAUCGCAGGGCAGAAACUGGAGUGACUCUGAAAUACGAGAUGAAUUCAGCUAAUUCUGAUGAUAUAGUUGCUGUUAAAGUUGGUGACUACUUAAGUGAGAAAUAUAACAAUCAGCUUGACUAUCCUGAUGGGACUGGCACCUUUCAAGCGAAAGAAGAGAAUAUUAACGAUGGUGAAUGCUCUGCCUUUGAUUCUCCAAAGGAACAUUGUUCUGGAAGUUCCAGGUUCUGUAGCUUUUCAGAUUUCAGCACUGAUAUGGAAGCAUUGAAUAAACUUAACAUGGGUACACAGAGGUAUGUUGAACCAAAGUUUGGUUGGACAGCCAGGGGGAAUGGAACACAUCAUAAACGGGAAGAGAAAGAAUCACGCACUUUGAUGGAAGAUCGGUUUAAAUUAUUGGAGAGCACAGUUUUUAAUGACAAAAAGGCCCCAAAAGGAGCCAUUCUCCUCAAGGCCAUUAAUGUAAUCAGCGAUUUAGAUAUACAAUCAGAUCAACUCUCCAUGGAAAAGGAACUGUUAAUGAAAAAGCAGAGUAAAUUGCUAGCGGAAAUUUCACAUCUUUCAAGUUUGAGAUCUCAAGUACUUCAGGAACAGACAGAUGAUGGACAAUUCAGUGCAGAGGGAACCUCUGACGUACAGGCAUUAACCUUUCAGAAACCUUCUGAUCCUCACUGGCGUAAAAACAGUGAUCCUUCUGAAGCUGCGGUAAUUAACAAUAACAUGUCAGAACAUCAGAGUGAUAAAGGAAUUCAAUGGGAGCAAGAUGAAGUGAAGGUCAGCAGCUUAAAUACCGGCAAGAUGGAAGGAAACACCAAAGAGAAUUACCAAGAAGUUAUGAGCACUGAUUUUUAUGACCUCUCUGCAAUAAGACAAAAGGCUUGUAAUGGUCAAGGUGAAGAUGCCUUCUUCUCUGUAGGGAAAGCAUCGUCUAUUGGCAGCUCUGAUUUUGGCAGUCAUUCUGAUUUCGACUUAAAUAUGGAUGAAGUAAAUGAAAUUGAUGUGGAAAUACUGACUCAUUCGGAGAGUGAAAAUGUGGACUUUGAGGUGGAGGAUGAUUAUGACCUCUCAGUGUGUGAGAAAUUAUGUGCACCUCCCAGGUGGCAUUUUCAUAAUUAUUCACAAUCGCAUAAGGCUCCACGCAAGAAAAGGAGCUGCAUUGAGUCUGAGCUAGGGAAGACCAGGAAGAAUCCACUGCUGCACACCCUGAGAGAGCGAGAAUGGCGCAAACAGAUGCAGAAACGUUUCAACGAGCUGAGGGAGCUGCUCUUCCAGGAUGAGAGAGUUUCAAAGCGUGCCAUCCUCAUUGAGAGCAUCAAUGAAAUCCAUAAUUUGUGUCAACAAAGCCGUAAACUGUGUGUGGAGAAGAAGCUGCUGAUGAAAAAGCACAAGGCGUUGUUAAAAAUAAUUUCAGUCCUCUCAGCUGAGAAGAAAGUUAGGAAUCAGAAAAGUUGUGAGAAGAAUUCUGAGGACUAUGAACAUAACGGAGCCACUCUUUCUACAGGACAGCCUCUGUCAUCUGCUGCAAAGGAGACUAGUGAAGAAUCAACACUUGUACCAAUAGCUGGAACUCCUUUUCAUCUCCUCCGUGAGAAAAUUGCAGUUCCUCCUCAUGGUGAAGAGCCAGAAGGACGUGGCACCAAACAACUGAUGUCAGAGAGUGCUUUGGUAUGCCAUCAAGAGGAGACGCAUUUAACUUUUCCAGAGGAUUACAUGCAUAAGUCACCAGCCCAAUCAAGAGAGGGAGUGGUCCUACAGAGGCAGGUAUUAAGUUCCGGACAAGUUUGUGAUGUGGUACCAAGAGCUGUAAAUGUAGCAUCCAAGAAGCUUAAGACUGUGAAUGAUGAAGAAGAGCAUGUGAACUCAUUGAGCCAGAAGUUCAAAGCGACAACAGAGUUGAUGCCAAUAAAUGAAAGUCAACUCGCAAAGCAUGCACAGGAUCCUUUGUUUUGGUCAAUGUCACCAAGCCAUGGCAGUACGACAGUCCCUCUGACAAAAGAUCAGUCAGAUCCAAGAUUGGCAGGAAAAGGGAAGUUGCAGGUAAUGAGAUCAACAAAGGGACAGGAUAUUCUUCAAAAACUGGCCAAGAAAGUGCAGGAGGCAGCAAUUAAACCGUGGGUAUGGAAAUCAAAGCGAGAAGAUUCCGAGAAUGUUCCACAAACAUUGUUUGAAAGUGGUAACAAGUUAAUCCAGUGUUUCCAAAAGGCUUCCACCGUCUCUGACAGUGAAUCUCCCAUCGCUCCAUUUGAAUAUGCAGAUACAACAAAGGUCUUUGGAGAAGGUAAGAGCUUGCAUAGACUUCUGCCAGACCAAAUAUUGAAGCAGGGUCCAGCACUGAAUAGAGGAGAAGAGGGGCAAAUGGAAUCUGAACUGGACAUGGACUCUGCCUCCUCCAUGGAUUCUACCACAGCAGCACAUGCAGUCAGAGAACCCAAAAUAUUCAUAUCUUCCAUAGAUAUUCAUUCAGCCAAUGAAGCAAAUGCAAAUGGAGGCUACUUGGUCCUGGAUUCCACACAAUAGUAGGA